This is a messenger RNA of Drosophila ananassae, 1834 nucleotides long. Its product is annotated as 4-coumarate--CoA ligase 1. Gene Ontology annotation, molecular function: long-chain fatty acid-CoA ligase activity. The record is from RefSeq and is a predicted model, not a curated record. Lineage: Eukaryota; Metazoa; Arthropoda; Insecta; Diptera; Drosophilidae. The transcript has 5 exons. The coding region runs from base 178 to 1785 and encodes 535 amino acids. Gene Ontology annotation, biological process: fatty-acyl-CoA biosynthetic process; long-chain fatty acid metabolic process.
AAGAGGUUUUCUGUUUUAUUCGACUUUAUCAGAAAAGGGUUUUUGUGAUAAGAAUGGCUUUGGUUUCAAAUUUUUGGCAUCACAUAGCAAUUACUAUAAAAAGAGCUCCACCGGACCAGUAGAAACAGUAAACUUUUUGUAAGUGGUGGAUAUAGACUAGGAUUAUACUAUAACCAAAUGAAAGAUCUCACAAGUUACGAUGCCCAGGAAAGGAUAUGGAGCGGAAAGAAACGCUUCCAAAUGUAUAGCGAAGAAACGUCGUUGGGUAUGGUUAUCUGCAAAACUAUGAGAACCUUCCCAAAAAAUGUGUGCCAGAUCAAUGAUGUAGAUGGCGUGUCAGUGACCUUUGAACAAGGAAUUUCAUGGGCUAUUCGGAUGGCCCAGCACUUCAAGAAACGAGGUCUGAAACACUCCGAUGUUAUAGGCAUUGUAGCCAGGAACACCACUUACGUAAUGUCUUUGGGAGUGGCUUGUUUUCUCAAUGCAACACCCCUUCACGCAGUGAAUCCGGGUAUGGAUGAGGCUACUACCAACCACGUGUUCUCCAUAACCAAACCAAGCCUGAUAUUCUGCGAUGGCCAAGACUACCAGAAGGUCCGGGCAGCUACCAGCGAGUGGCAACCGGAGAUCUUCACAAUCACCGAACCCCUUCCAGGAGUACCGCACAUUGAGACCUUGCUGGAUCCUACUCCGACCGAGUUCUGUUAUCAACCAGAGCCCCUGAAGGAAGGUGGCGAGCAAACGGCGGCUAUUUUGUGUUCCUCGGGGACCACCGGCUUACCCAAGGCUGUUUGUAUUUCUAAUCGAUGCUUGUUGAACCUUGAGAGUUUUAUGCUGAAUAACGAAGUGGUAUUUUACUCCGCCUCUGGCUUGGAUUGGUAUACUGGCCUGACCUUUUUCAUCAUGUCUACCACUAUCGGCUUUACCCGUAUCAUUACCAAGAAACCCUUUUCUGCCGAAUAUUUUGUCCAACUUGUGGAGAAGUACAAGAUUACCAAUGCCAUUUUUCCGCCGCGGCAGUUAUCCGCUUUGGUUAAUUGCUCUGCGGCCACUAAGGAGUCCUUAAUAUCUUUGGAACGUAUAUUUUACGGCGGAGGAAUCACCUCCAUUGAAAACCAAAAGCGUCUUCAGGAACUAGUCCCAAAAGCUGUUUUGUUAUCCGUUUAUGCAUUUACUGAAGCCGGAUUCAUUGCCGCACUUUGGGGAUUGGGUAGUGGGAACUCGGUGGGAAAUCCUCUUACUGGAAUAAAAAUCCGAAUUGUGGAUGACGACGGAAAGUUCUUAACCUACAAUGAAGUAGGUGAAAUCUACGUUAAAACUGGACUACCCUGGAAUGGGUACUAUGGCAAUUCUCUGGAAUCACGAUGGAUGCAGGACUUGGAUGGAUGGUACCACACCGGGGAUCUGGCCUACUUCGACGAAAAGAAUCUGCUGUACAUCGUGGACCGCAAAAAAGAGAUCCUCAAGUACCAGGGAAAUCACUACUGGCCGUCCGAAAUUGAGGGUGCUGUAUCGGAGUUGUCCCAGAUCCAGGAGGUGUGUGUGGUGGGUAUUUAUGACGAGAAGAAUGGAGACUCCGCCGGUGCCUUGGUGGUUAAGAAGAACGGUGCCUCCAUCAACGAGCAGGAGAUCAUCGACCAUGUGGCCAAACGACUGCCUGUCGUUUAUAAACAACUCCAUGCUGGAGUUCAAUUUACUGAGCAGCUUCCAGCUAAUUUAAAUGGAAAGACUGUCAAGAGGGCAGCUCGCGAAGAGUUUAUAGCUAAAAAGUUAGCUGCAGUUUAAAUAUUUGUUAGAAUUUUUAAUGGUAUCUAAUUUUAUGACGAGUCAGGAG